Molecule: messenger RNA, 1418 nt
Organism: Drosophila albomicans
Lineage: Eukaryota; Metazoa; Arthropoda; Insecta; Diptera; Drosophilidae
Exons: 3
Coding region: 54-1250 (398 amino acids)
Cellular component (GO): extracellular region
Molecular function (GO): chitin binding
Source: RefSeq, a predicted model, not a curated record
GCAAGGAUCAUCAGGAAUUCAAAUAACAUUACACAAAAAAAUCAUCUUUCGUCAUGCUGAUACAACGCUACACAGCCGCCUUGGCAGUUCUGCUGCUCUUUUGGACUGGAAGCUACGCCCAAUUACAGGGCCAAAGUGGUUAUAAUUAUGUGCGUCCCGAGCUGGCAACCACGGCAGGAGGAGGAGCUGUGGCCGGCCGUUUGUCACCUGGUACUUAUCCCACGGGAACUGCGCUGCCCUUGACACCUGCACCAGCAACAGCCUAUGGAGCGGGAUUAUUUCCAUCGCCAGCGGUGGGUUAUACACCCAGUGGACAGGCAACGACCGCUUUUGGAGCUCCUGCCGCUGCCAGCGCCAAUCUACCAAGGCGUCCAACGGGCACAGGUCUGCAGACAGCAUCCUCGGCAACUCGCAGCGGUCCUUACGGACCACAGACGCAGUACGGCAAUGCAGCUGUUUCCACGACGGGAUCCCGUGCGUCCGCAGGCGAUGAGUACAAUGAUGAUGCCGAUGGCGAUUACUCGGCAAUUCCAGGCGUUGCUGGUGUGGAUUAUCCCGUUUAUGCGCAAGUGCCACGCACUAAUUUCGAUUGUGCUCAACAGCCUCUUCCUGGCUAUUAUGCUGACAUUGAGGCACAGUGUCAGGUCUUCCACAUAUGCGCCCUUAAUCGCACGUACUCGUUUCUCUGCCCCAAUGGCACAGUGUUUAGCCAGGAGACUCUGGUCUGCGUUUGGUGGAAUCAAUACGACUGCGUCUCUGCGCCAAGUUUGUAUGCCAACAACGCUUACAUCUACGAUUACAGCGGAAGUAGCUCCAGUUCUAGCAACGUUAACUUGAAUGCCAACGUAUAUCGUGGUGGACAGCAGGCCGUCAACACAGCCUAUGGUGCAGUUGCUCCAUCCUCGUCGCCAGGCGGAAGCUUGCGUGCUACAGGAACACCUCAAGUUGCUGGCUACAAUGCGGCACGUGGCUCGUAUCCCUCACCCUCCCCGACGCCGACACAAUCGCAAUCCUUAUAUGGCGGUGGUGGUGCCAUCUUACGACCAAGUGGUGUUCAGAGCAACGUAGCUGAUCAGGGAGCAAAUCGCAUAAUUCCAGCCACAGCUGCUGCUGGUCUGGCAGCCACUGCAACAGGCAUUCUACCAGAAAAUGCUGUUGGCAGCUUUGCUCAACCCGUUGUGCCAGUCGGCAACCGAGAGUAUCUGCCACCAGGAGGCGCUGGACAACGUCAACGGGCCCCAGCAACAUAGUUGUUGAAUAGACGACCCCAAUCUGUUUCUGUACCCGGUUAAAUGACAAUAGACUCAACGUCCUUAGGCUUAGCAUAAUUAUUAGCAUGUUCUACAACCACAUCCAGGAGCUCCUUAUUUUCCCCACAUUAUUUGUAGUUAAAUUCAAAUGUAUUCAUUGCUAAAAUA